Symbiodinium natans is the source of this 447-nucleotide messenger RNA. NCBI's taxonomy places the organism in Eukaryota, Dinophyceae, Suessiales, Symbiodiniaceae. The record is from the annotation of a GenBank genome assembly.
AUGUUCAGGGUCAGCUACGGCAGUGCCAACACAUCCAAGCUGCUUCCGGCGCUCACCAACGUGCAGCAGAUCCAGGCUACCCUGGGCGCGUUCGCGGCCAUCCGAGGUGACGGAUCCGUGGUGACGUGGGGGCAUAAGAGCUAUGGUGGAGACAGCCAGCAAGUCCAAGCGAGCCUCAAGCAUGUGAAGCACAUCCAGGCGUCCGCCUUGGCCUUUGCCGCCAUACUCGAAGAUGAGACCGUGGUCACUUGGGGCGGUGAGAAGUUCGAAGACGACCUUGCUGAGGAGGGGGAGGAGGACGAGUUUUUGGAGGACGACCUGAUCCUGGAAGAUUCCGAAGAAGACUAUGAGGUCGAGGAGGAAGACGACGAAGAGGGCGAAGAGGAAGAUGAGGCAUGGCCAUCGCCGGCCUUUGCUGCGAGGAAGGCCCGUCGGACGCGCUAUUAA